UUACGCAGUGCAAUGUCAAGUGUUUCCCUUUAGGCACACAAAAUACAAGUAUUAUAAUUAUUGUUUGAAUUCGGAGCCAUGUUCAAGCGGAGCUGCACCGAUCUGACCAAAAUACCCAAAGAGCAGGUGCGCCAGUGGCUGUCCACCAUUGAAUCGGUAAUCUUCGAUGCGGACGGUGUGCUGUGGCACUUGAACCGACCCGUCGAUGGGUCGGUGGAGACAUUUAAUAUGCUAAAGUCCUCGGGCCGAAAGACCUUUGUGGCGACCAAUCAUUCGGGUUUUCUUACCAAGGAUCUGGCGGCGAAGGCAACGAAGUUUGGCUUCGAUACAGAGGAGGAGCAAAUGCUGAGCUCCGCACUGUCUGUGGCCAAGUUCCUAAGCUCGAAGGGGUUCAAGAAGAAGGCCUAUGUGGUCGGGGAGUCUGCCAUUGUCGGUGAGCUGGCCAAGGAGAAUAUCUGCAGCUUUUGUUUGGGCAAGGAGAAGCUGGUGAAGCCCAUGGAUCAGUUUGCCAGGGAUAUGGAGCUGGAUCCGGAGGUGGGUGCCGUGAUAAUCGGCAAGGAUGAGGGCUUCAAUGUGCCCAAGCUAAUACGCGCCAGCUCCUACCUGCAGGAUCCAAAUGUUCUCUUUCUGGGCACCUGUCUGGAUACCGCCUAUCCCGUGGCCAAAGACCGUAUUAUUGUGGGUGCCGGUGCCAUGGUGGCUGCCGUGAAGGCCAUCUCUGGCCGCAAGCCACUCAUUUUGGGCAAACCGAAUCCCUGGAUGAUCGAUCAGCUGCUGCAGUGCGGCAUCCUCAAGCCAGAGUCCACGCUGAUGGUGGGCGAUACUCUCUAUACGGAUAUACUGUUUGCCAGCAAUUGCGGCUUCCAAUCGCUUUUGGUGGGCACCGGCGUCAGCAGCCUGAAAGAUGUGCGCCAGAUACGCAACGGUGAAGAGCAAAACAAAAUUGAAAUGCUGCCCGACACCUAUUUGCCCUCGCUGGGCCACUUGCAGGAGUUUCUUUGCUAAGUGCAGAAAUUCCACAGCUGUUCGAAUAAAUUCAGGACAAGUCCAACGCAUGUACCCCAGAGGCUUCUCUUUUGCUUGCUAUUUGUUUGUAUCUGUAUUGUAUUUGAUCAAUACUGAUGACUGAUUUAACUGUUAUUUUUGACACAUGCUGACACCUACGUACACAAAUAUCUUGCCAUUAUUAUCCCAAAAUAAACACACAAAAUAUACAAAUUAAGUGUCUGCAUUCAAGUCCAGGAAUGGAUGCCACUGUCUCCGUCUCCUGCAACAUAGCUUAACGUCUGCCCCCAAGGAGUGGAGCAUGUGCUCCGUCGUUUAACAGAAACAACCAUUGAACCAGAACGGAAUGCUGAAUGGUAAAAUGUCCAAAUAUAGAAAGCGAAAUCACCGAAGAGUAGUCGGCACCGGCGGCAGCGGCAGCGGCGGCAGUCUCAGCCUCGCUCUGGCGUCUUUA
Drosophila obscura is the source of this 1459-nucleotide messenger RNA. Its product is annotated as prominin-like protein. The coding region runs from base 79 to 1005 and encodes 308 amino acids. NCBI's taxonomy places the organism in Eukaryota, Metazoa, Arthropoda, Insecta, Diptera, Drosophilidae. The record is from RefSeq and is a predicted model, not a curated record. Gene Ontology annotation, cellular component: membrane; cytoplasm. The transcript has 3 exons. Gene Ontology annotation, molecular function: phosphatase activity.